UCCUAGGGCCAGUCCUGCGACCCGCUUCCGGUGGGGCAAGGGCGUCUCCACGACAGCCGGCCCCUUGCUCGCUCAGCACUGCAGGCACUGCCAGAUGCAGGCAGACCGACGAGUCCGAGGCGGCCACGGUCGCCGCGGCGGACACGACCGGCCCGGCGGGGACCGAGACCGCGAGCGGACAGGAGCCAUAGCGGUGGUGGAGAGAGGAGGCGGCGGGGACGGAGGCGGCCGCCGGGGCCGCGGUCGGGGCUUCCGGGGGGGCCGCGGAGGCCGAGGAGGCGGCGCCCACCGGGGCAGCCGCCGGGAACCGGGAGGCCGGGGCGCCGGGGCCAGAGGACCGGUUGAAGAUGACAGCGAUGCAGAGACCUAUGGAGAAGAGAAUGAUGAACAGGGAAAUUAUUCUAAAAGAAAGAUAGUCUCUAACUGGGAUCGAUAUCAAGAUACUGAAAAAGAGGGCAAUAAUGAAAGUGGAGAAUCCCAGAGGGGGACAGAUUUCAGUGUUCUUCUCAGCUCUGCAGGGGACUCCUUCUCACAGUUCCGGUUUGCUGAGGAGAAAGAGUGGUAUGGUGAAGCUUCGUGUUCAAAGCAGAAUUCAGCAUUUUACGUGGACUGUGAGUCAUUGGUUCAAGCCCUUCAAGAACUGCCUCUCUCACUCCGACUCAACGUCGCUGCUGAACUGGUCCAGACUGCCCUUCCUUUAGAGCUUCCUCAGGUGAAACCAAAGAGAAAGGAUGAAGGCAAGAGGCUAGGCGUGCAGCUGAAAGGGCCGCUGGGACCUGGAGGAAAGGGGUCUGUGCCCGAGCUGAAAUCAGCGGCUGCUGGCUGCCCCACGCCCUGGGGUAAAGACAGCCCAAGGCCAGGCCCUUCAGAGGGUUCCCAGAAACCCGCCUCCCCACUGCCGCCUGCAGCAGACCAUUUGGAAGAAGAGUUAGAUCUGCUGCUUAACUUAGAUGCGCCUGUAAAAGCAGAAGAUAACAUCUUACCAGACCACAUGCCCCAGGACCUGGAAUCUGAGAAAGAUGGGGAGGUGGUGGCCCAGGAAGAAAAAGUUCUUGCAAGACCAUCAUCUGUGACGGAAGAAAAGAAUGUGGAAUCUGUACAACCAAGCACAUCAAAAAAUGUUACUGAGGAAGAGCUUGAAGACUGGUUGGACAGCAUGAUUUCCUAACAAAAGGAAAAAAAGAGAAAGCAAAUGAAAAAAGUGCCUGAAGCCAACUUUGGUUGCCUUGUCAGGACGGGCCCAGGCUGCCCUUGAGCAGCGGGUUUACACGCAUGCCCACGCCGGCGCACUUCGUCAGGCUCACCGCACUAAACACCUACCUCUGUGUUUGACAACAUCCAAAUAAUACAUUUAAGAGGCUCAUUGCAUUUUUCUCUGGCUUAGUAGUGUAAGAUACUCAUUAAGGGCAGGAGAUGUUAUAGCGCUUGUUUACAGCCUUCUUCUGCUCAAUAUUUGUAUAAUAACAUAGCAAGAUCUGCUGCUGAAGGGAAUAGAGCAAGCAACAAGGCAUGCAUUUGGCCAAAAUAAACAAAUGCUGGUCUCUGGAGUUUU
This is a messenger RNA of Pteronotus mesoamericanus, 1552 nucleotides long. It is a transcript of the gene AVEN, whose product is annotated as apoptosis and caspase activation inhibitor. NCBI's taxonomy places the organism in Eukaryota, Metazoa, Chordata, Mammalia, Chiroptera, Mormoopidae. Bases 95 to 1168 code for a protein of 357 amino acids. The transcript is spliced from 6 exons. Gene Ontology annotation, biological process: negative regulation of G2/M transition of mitotic cell cycle. The record is from RefSeq and is a predicted model, not a curated record.